UUCAAUUGUUCACCAAACGUAUAAAUAUCGACGCUAAAGCCUUCCAGAAUCAGUUCUUGUCCUGGCAAUUGUCCAAAAGACGACCAUGAUGCAAAGAACAUUAACCAUCUUCGCUCUCCUGCUGUUUGUAACAGCAGUGCAGUCUUUUCAUCCAUGGUAUUACUGUUAUCCUGGAGGUUUGUAUAAUUCACUGACUCACCUCUGUUGCAACUACCAAAUCGUGGUUAAAGGUCCGAAUAAUGCCUGCUGUGGAACAACCCCUAUUAAUUACCUAACUCAAAGAUGUUGUGGAUCGCAAGUAUACCCAGCGGGUAGUUUAACUAAGUGUUGUUAUUAUGUUCAUUGGCCUGGUUAUAUCCAUUAUUACUUAUGUUAACAACUGAUUCUGGAAUUGUCUAAGAAUGUAAAGUGUCAAUUUUCUCGAUACUAUCCCAAUGAUUCAAUGACACAUAUAAUAAAAUUCCUUAUGUAAAUUAUUAAUUUUAAAAAUGUAAUAAAUGAGGCUAUUAUUAAUGUAGGAUAUAUGAAAUGCUGCUGACGCUAACUUUGAAACCGUUUUUAACGUAUCACAUAAAACGCUGUAAAACAUUUAGUUAACUUCCUCUCGUUAAUCAAAGAUAAUUCGUUGAAAUUUUGAAAGAAUCAUCGUAUAGAAAAUUUAAUAAAUGAAUAUCAUGAAUCAUAU
Messenger RNA from Octopus sinensis (East Asian common octopus), 685 nucleotides. Its product is annotated as galaxin-like. Bases 86 to 376 code for a protein of 96 amino acids. The transcript is spliced from 2 exons. NCBI's taxonomy places the organism in Eukaryota, Metazoa, Mollusca, Cephalopoda, Octopoda, Octopodidae. The record is from RefSeq and is a predicted model, not a curated record.